Messenger RNA from Aspergillus aculeatus ATCC 16872, 618 nucleotides. Its product is annotated as putative mitochondrial genome maintenance protein Mgm101. Gene Ontology annotation, molecular function: single-stranded DNA binding. Gene Ontology annotation, biological process: recombinational repair; interstrand cross-link repair. The transcript has 2 exons. Gene Ontology annotation, cellular component: mitochondrial chromosome; mitochondrial nucleoid. NCBI's taxonomy places the organism in Eukaryota, Fungi, Ascomycota, Eurotiomycetes, Eurotiales, Aspergillaceae. The record is from RefSeq and is a predicted model, not a curated record. The annotation marks the transcript as partial.
ACCCCCAACCUAACAACCUCGGGCCUGCACGACCACCCGCCCUCCCCGCUCCCCACCCCCAGCGACUCGCCGCACCACCAAACCGAAGACCGAAUCGACUGGACGCGCUCUUUCCACGGCCUAUCCGCGGAGCCCUUCCCCAAAGAAGCAGCCGACAUCCUCCUCGCCCCGACCGACCCCGAGGAAGUCGAGAUCAAGCCGGACGGGAUUUUGUAUCUGCCGGAGAUCAAAUACCGACGGAUCCUGAACCGGGCGUUCGGACCGGGCGGGUGGGGGCUCGUGCCGCGGAGCGAGAGUAUCGUGACGCCUAAAAUGGUGACGCGGGAGUAUGCGCUGGUUUGUCAUGGGCGUCUCGUUUCCGUCGCCCGCGGCGAACAGGAUUACUUCUCGCCGGACGGGAUCCCCACGGCCACGGAGGGGUGCCGCUCCAACGCCCUGGUGCGCUGCUGCAAGGAUCUGGGCAUCGCCAGCGAGCUCUGGGAUCCCCGGUGGAUCCGCAAGUACAAGGCCCAGUACACCCGCGAGGCCUUCGUCGAGCACGUGGUCAACAAGCGCAAGUCCAAGAUCUGGGUCCGCAAGGACGAUGAGGUCUCGUACCCUUGGAAGGAGACGAAAUAG